This is a messenger RNA of Cryptotermes secundus, 6674 nucleotides long. It is a transcript of the gene Chc, whose product is annotated as clathrin heavy chain. Gene Ontology annotation, biological process: receptor-mediated endocytosis; intracellular protein transport. Gene Ontology annotation, molecular function: clathrin light chain binding; structural molecule activity. The record is from RefSeq and is a predicted model, not a curated record. NCBI's taxonomy places the organism in Eukaryota, Metazoa, Arthropoda, Insecta, Blattodea, Kalotermitidae. Gene Ontology annotation, cellular component: clathrin coat of trans-Golgi network vesicle; clathrin-coated endocytic vesicle; clathrin coat of coated pit. Bases 159 to 5192 code for a protein of 1677 amino acids. The transcript is spliced from 30 exons.
UAUUUACUGAAGUAGUGGGAAGCCAUGUUGCAUGGCAGAGAAUUGUGUUCCCAGUUGCGAAUGUAGAGUUGUGUGAAAAGUAGUUAUAAAGAGCUAGAUUUGGUUGAAGACGGUGCAGGGAAACAUUACAUGCUGGAGUCACUACAGCGGUAAUCAACAUGUCUCAGAUGUUACCUAUACGUUUUCAAGAGCACCUCCAGCUCACAAAUGUGGGUAUCAACCAAGCAAGUGUGAGCUUCAACACGCUCACAAUGGAGUCAGACAAAUUCAUCUGUGUGAGGGAGAAGGUGGGAGAGACAUCACAAGUGGUGAUAAUUGACAUGGCUGACCCAACUAAUCCAAUUCGACGGCCCAUCUCUGCAGAUUCAGCUAUAAUGAAUCCAGCCAGCAAAGUCAUUGCUCUCAAAGGCAAGGCAGGAGUUGAAGCCCAGAAAACAUUACAGAUAUUCAACAUUGAAAUGAAAAGCAAGAUGAAGGCUCACACGAUGACUGAAGAUGUCAUAUUUUGGAAGUGGAUUUCCCUGAACACUUUGGCCUUGGUUACAGAAACCUCAGUUUUCCAUUGGAGUAUGGAAGGUGAUUCAAUUCCACAGAAAAUGUUUGACCGUCAUUCUAGUCUUAAUGGCUGUCAAAUAAUCAACUACCGAACUGACCCCAAACAAACAUGGUUGCUUCUCAUUGGAAUAUCGGCACAGCAAAACCGUGUGGUUGGAGCAAUGCAGCUGUAUUCAGUCGAGAGGAAGUGCUCUCAACCCAUAGAAGGUCAUGCAGCAUCAUUUGCACAGUUUAAAAUGGAAGGAAAUGCAGAACCAUCUAUUCUUUUCUGUUUUGCAGUACGGACAGUCCAGGGUGGAAAGCUUCACAUCAUUGAAGUGGGACAGCCUCCUGCAGGGAAUCAACCAUUUCCAAAGAAGGCUGUUGAUGUCUUCUUCCCACCUGAGGCACAAAAUGAUUUCCCUGUAGCUAUGCAGGUGAGUGGCAAAUAUGAUGUGAUCUAUCUCAUCACAAAGUAUGGCUAUGUUCAUCUGUAUGAUGUAGAAUCUGCCACAUGCAUCUAUAUGAAUCGUAUUAGUGGAGACACUAUCUUCGUGACUGCCCCACAUGAGUCGUCUGGAGGAAUUAUUGGUGUCAACCGAAAGGGACAGGUUUUAUCAGUGAGUGUGGAGGAAGAUAACAUCAUCCCAUAUGUUAACAGUGUUCUUCAGAACCCUGAUCUGGCCCUUCGCAUGGCUGUGAGGAACAACUUGGCAGGUGCUGAAGAUUUAUUUGUGCGGAAAUUCAACCUGCUUUUCCAGAAUGGUCAAUAUGCUGAAGCAGCAAAGGUAGCAGCAAAUGCACCAAAAGGUAUUCUACGUACACCCCAGACAAUUCAAAGAUUCCAGCAGGUUCCAACACCUCAGGGACAAACAUCGCCACUACUACAGUAUUUUGGAAUAUUGUUGGACCAGGGUCAGCUGAAUAAGUAUGAAUCACUGGAACUGUGCCGGCCGGUUCUGCAGCAGGGUCGGAAACAGUUGCUUGAAAAAUGGCUCAAAGAAGACAAAUUAGAAUGUUCAGAGGAAUUGGGAGAUUUAGUAAAACAAGCUGAUCCAACCUUAGCACUGUCAGUCUAUCUUCGGGCCAACGUACCAAAUAAGGUGAUUCAAUGUUUUGCAGAGACAGGUCAGUUCCAGAAGAUUGUAUUAUAUGCUAAGAAAGUGGGAUACACACCAGACUACAUCUUCCUGCUUCGUAAUGUGAUGAGAGUGAAUCCUGACCAAGGUGUUGCGUUCGCCCAAAUGUUGGUUCAGGAUGACGAGCCUCUUGCUGAUAUUAAUCAGAUUGUAGACAUCUUUAUGGAACAGAACAUGGUCCAGCAGUGCACAGCAUUCUUACUGGAUGCUUUAAAAAAUAACCGUCCAUCAGAAGGUCCACUCCAGACGAGACUGCUUGAGAUGAAUCUGAUGUCAGCGCCACAGGUAGCAGAUGCUAUACUUGGAAAUCAGAUGUUCACUCAUUAUGAUCGUGCCCAUAUUGCUCAGCUUUGUGAGAAGGCAGGACUACUGCAAAGAGCUCUGGAACACUACACAGAUCUAUAUGACAUCAAGCGUGCUGUAGUACAUACCCACUUACUGAAUCCUGAAUGGCUGGUUGGUUAUUUUGGUACUCUCUCAGUGGAGGACUCCCUGGAGUGUCUGAAGGCUAUGCUGACAGCGAACAUCAGACAAAACCUUCAGAUAUGUGUUCAGAUUGCAACGAAGUACCAUGAGCAGCUGACAACAAAAGCCCUCAUUGACCUUUUUGAGUCAUUCAAGAGCUAUGAAGGCCUGUUUUAUUUCCUAGGCUCAAUUGUGAACUUUAGUCAAGAUCAAGAAGUUCAUUUCAAAUACAUUCAGGCAGCAUGCAAAACUGGACAAAUCAAAGAAGUGGAGAGGAUAUGCCGGGAAUCCAACUGCUACAAUCCAGAAAGAGUAAAAAAUUUCUUAAAGGAAGCAAAGCUUACAGACCAGCUUCCUCUCAUUAUAGUGUGUGACCGUUUUGACUUUGUACAUGACCUUGUGCUGUAUUUGUACCGCAACAGUUUGCAGAAGUACAUUGAAAUAUAUGUUCAGAAGGUGAACCCCUCACGCCUUCCAGUUGUUAUUGGUGGUCUUUUGGAUGUUGACUGCUCAGAGGACAUAAUUAAGAAUUUGAUAUUGGUAGUCAGAGGUCAGUUCUCAACUGAUGAAUUGGUAGAGGAAGUGGAGAAGAGAAACCGCUUAAAGCUACUACUCCCAUGGCUUGAAUCUAGAGUUCACGAGGGUUGUGUUGAACCUGCCACCCAUAAUGCACUUGCCAAAAUCUACAUUGAUAGUAACAACAAUCCUGAGAGAUUUCUCAAAGAAAACCAGUUUUAUGACAGUCGAGUAGUUGGCAAAUAUUGUGAAAAGCGAGAUCCACACUUAGCUUGUGUGGCAUAUGAAAGAGGACAGUGUGAUAGGGAACUCAUCAGUGUAUGCAAUGAGAAUUCCCUCUUCAAGUCAGAAGCAAGGUAUUUGGUGCGAAGGCGGAAUCCUGAACUUUGGACUGAAGUCCUGAAUGAAAGCAAUCCAUUCAAAAGACCUUUAAUAGACCAAGUGGUUCAGACUGCUCUCUCAGAAACCCAAGAUCCGGAAGAUAUUUCUGUAACAGUAAAAGCCUUCAUGACAGCCGACCUACCCAACGAACUCAUUGAACUUCUAGAGAAAAUUGUUCUUGACAACUCUGUGUUCAGUGAUCACAGAAACCUUCAGAAUCUACUGAUCUUGACUGCAAUAAAAGCAGAUAGAACACGUGUAAUGGAAUAUAUCAACAGGUUAGAUAAUUAUGAUGCUCCUGACAUUGCCAACAUUGCAAUAAACAAUCAGUUGUAUGAAGAAGCUUUCGCUAUAUUCAAGAAGUUCGACGUAAACACAUCUGCAAUUCAGGUUUUGAUUGAUAAUGUCAGCAACUUAGAUCGAGCAUAUGAAUUUGCUGAAAGAUGUAAUGAGCCUGCAGUGUGGAGCCAACUGGCAAAAGCUCAGUUGCAGCAGGGUCUAGUGAAGGAAGCAAUUGAUUCUUUCAUUAAAGCAGAUGACCCAUCAGCCUACAUAGAUGUUGUGGAAACUGCUCAUAAAACAGAAAGCUGGGAGGACUUGGUUAGAUAUCUUCAGAUGGCACGGAAGAAGGCACGAGAAUCAUAUAUUGAAUCUGAACUGAUUUAUGCCUAUGCAAGAACUAACCGUUUGGCUGACCUUGAAGAAUUCAUCUCUGGUCCUAAUCAUGCCGAUAUCCAAAAGAUCGGUGAUCGAUGCUUUGAUGAUGGAAUGUAUGAUGCAGCCAAGCUGUUAUAUAACAAUGUAUCAAAUUUUGCUCGUCUUGCUAUUACUCUUGUUCAUCUCAAGGAAUUUCAAGGAGCUGUGGAUGGUGCUAGGAAAGCAAACAGCACACGAACCUGGAAGGAGGUGUGCUUUGCCUGUGUAGAUAGUGAAGAGUUCCGCCUGGCCCAGAUGUGUGGCCUUCAUAUUGUAGUGCAUGCAGAUGAACUAGAAGACCUAAUUAAUUAUUAUCAGGAUCGAGGCUAUUUUGAAGAACUGAUAAACUUACUUGAGGCGGCACUGGGUUUGGAGAGAGCACAUAUGGGCAUGUUUACAGAACUGGCCAUUCUGUACUCUAAAUACAAACCUGCAAAAAUGAGAGAGCAUCUGGAACUUUUCUGGUCUCGAGUCAACAUUCCAAAGGUAUUGCGGGCGGCAGAACAGGCACACUUAUGGGCAGAGUUAGUGUUCCUUUAUGACAAAUAUGAAGAGUAUGACAAUGCUGUGAUAGCCAUGAUGAACCAUCCAAGCGAAGCAUGGAGAGAAGGACAUUUCAAGGACAUCAUCACAAAGGUUGCUAACAUUGAGCUCUACUAUAAGGCAAUCCAGUUUUACUUGGAUUAUAAACCAUUGCUUCUGAAUGAUGUAUUGCUGGUUUUGGCACCUCGCAUGGAUCACACAAGAGCCGUCAAUUUCUUUACAAAGGUAAAUCAUCUGCAGCUAGUGAAACCAUACCUUCGCUCUGUUCAGAGUUUGAACAAUAAAGCAAUUAAUGAGGCCCUCAACAAUUUGUUAAUUGAAGAAGAAGAUUACCAAGGGCUUCGUACAUCCAUCGAUGCAUUUGAUAACUUUGAUAAUAUUGCACUGGCUCAAAAGCUGGAGAAACAUGAACUAAUAGAAUUCAGACGCAUCGCUGCAUACCUUUAUAAGGGCAACAACCGUUGGAAGCAAUCAGUUGAACUCUGCAAGAAGGAUCGGUUGUUCAAGGAUGCAAUGGAGUAUGCAGCUGAAUCAAAGAAUGCAGAGGUCGCAGAGGAAUUGUUGGCAUGGUUUCUGGAAAAGGGGAGCCAUGAUUGUUUUGCUGCUUGUUUGUUUCAAUGCUAUGAUCUGUUGCAUCCUGAUGUUAUCCUGGAAUUGGCCUGGAGACAUAACAUCAUGGAUUUUGCCAUGCCGUAUCUUAUCCAGGUCACCAGAGAAUAUAUAAGUAAGGUCGAUAAGCUCGAAGAGUCUGAAUCCCAGAGACUAGAAGAAACUGCACAACAGGACCACAAGCCUAUGAUCAUGCCAGAGCCACAAUUAAUGCUAACUGCAGGUCCAGGAAUGAUUGGUCCUGGUUACACUCCAGGAUACCCAAAUGCAUACGCUCCAGGCAUACCCUAUCAAGGCUACAGUAUGUAGGUAAGCCUGAACUUCCAUUAUCUUCAGUACUGCCCUACAGUCCAAGAAGGAAGAAGAAAGUGAACUUCAGAAGAAAUGAUUUUGUAGUUUGAAGUGGAAACCUAUAUGGAAUUAAAAAUGUGUUGGCAAAAGGGACUGAUAUCCUUGCAUUGGGCUACUGUUUGUUAGAAAAGUGGUUUCAAAUACAGUGUGUGCAUGAAUGUGUGAGUGAGUGUAGUGGCUGUUGUACAGGAGCAGCAUGUCGUCUAGAGAGUACAGCAUUAAAAGUCCCAGCUGAUAUCAUUAUGAGUUUUGUUGCAGAUCCAUUUGUUUCAUUUCAGAUCACAUUGGGGUAAUACUGUUAUGUUGAAUAAUUUUGAUGUCCCUCUUUUCAUGUUGAUUGUAUUAUUUCUGUCGAAGUAAUGAAAUGAUGGAAGUCACUGUAGAUAGAUGAUGAAGAGAGUAGGACAAGUAUUCACGUAAUCGCUUAAGCAAAUAAAUAUGAAUGGAAUCUUGUUAAACUGACUAGGAUAGGUGAUUGAUGGGAAAUUACAAAGUAUGAUAUGCUAAUACAGAAUGUACUUCAAAGCAGUACAGCUCCCACCACUUUCAAGUAACAUAGUACAUAUAUAUAUAGUAUAUUUAUGAAUGCCAGGCAAUACCUAGAAUGACUGAUAAAAUACUGAACCAACUAAGUGACAAUACUUUGUCCUUGCAGCAGUUUCUUUACAUUUGUUUUUAGAGGUGAAAUUUGUUUCCAUUUCUUGUACAGUGAAUCAUUAUUGCAGCAUGAGUGGAAGCAAUCUUCAUGACUUGACAUCUUAAUUUCAUAAGUCCAGCCUGUUACUACUACUAUUUCUGUCCUUUUUGUUACUAGAAUGUUAAUUGUAAAUCCAUUCCAAAAUACAAAGAAACCCUUUGGAGAGAAAAUGGUAGAAUAUUUGAGGGAAUGAUAGUAUUGCAGCUCCAUUACAAUAUGGCAGUAAAAAUUAAGGAUUUGCAGUUAUAUCAUGUUAAUCUGGAAAGAACAUUUGCUUUCCAUUUUAUGACACUAUAAAAAUAAUAUAUGUAUGAUAAUUUAUUGUUACUCAAUUACAUUAACAAAAACAUUGGCCAAGCAUGAACUGAGAGUUGUUGCAAAUCCAGUCAGCAUUCAUUUUGUAUAUUUAUUUUUUUUAAGGCAGCAUCAUGCUGUCUACAGUAUGUUUACAUUUAUUAAGCUGUUAAUGACAAACACUAAUGAUGUAUUUACUACUGUGAAUACUCCUUGUAAAGAGAUGAAUAAAAUAAAAAUAGAAGUAACUUAACAGUAGAAUUGUGGCUUUAUGUGGUUCUAAGAAGAUAUAUUUAAAGAAAACUUGAAUCUCUUUAUGGAUAAAUUAACAGUUUCAAAAAGCUGUAGUUAAUUUCAUUUCAACUGUAAUUCAGUAGAAUCUUAUUGAAAAAAUCGAGUGUAUUGUGGUCAGAAAGUGAGUGUGUCAUUAAAAUAAUGUGUAAUUCUCA